This is a messenger RNA of Phymastichus coffea, 1253 nucleotides long. RefSeq names its product E3 ubiquitin-protein ligase RFWD3-like. Gene Ontology annotation, biological process: protein ubiquitination; interstrand cross-link repair. NCBI's taxonomy places the organism in Eukaryota, Metazoa, Arthropoda, Insecta, Hymenoptera, Eulophidae. The coding region runs from base 190 to 957 and encodes 255 amino acids. Gene Ontology annotation, cellular component: nucleus. The record is from RefSeq and is a predicted model, not a curated record. Gene Ontology annotation, molecular function: ubiquitin protein ligase activity. The transcript is spliced from 4 exons.
GGGAAUCAAUUUCAAAUUAUUGAAAAAGAACGAAGUCACAUGAUCAUCUCGUCAACAGUAUCAAUAUGCAAUAACGACUCACUUCAUACGUAAACAUUUUUGAAAGAAAAAUAAGAAAUAAAUAAUACCAAAACUUGACAUUCACAUUUGGAUCUGAAACAAAUUGAAAGUUAAUUUGUUGAUUCGUCAAUGUCCUCUCCAUACAAUUAUGCUCUUCCUUCAAUGGUUGUAAGCAAUGUAGAUAAUACUGAUACUGAAUCUGAAGUUGAUGGAAAUGAAUUUCUGGAAUCUAAUGAGUUUGAAUAUGACUCAAUAUCAGAAAUAUUACCAUCAACAGAAAUGGAUACUAAUAGUGAUCUAGAAGAUUUCUCAUCUGAAUUUUUAGAUAUUUCUACUACUGAUGAAAAUGAAGUUAAUGAUACAGAAAGUUCUACUCAAUUAGAAUCCGAUUCUGAAACCAAUGACGAAGAAACAGUAGUACAAGAACCUGAAUUGAAACGUGCAAAAUUAAAUGAGAAUGAACAGUUUGAAGAUACAGAAAGUGUGGAUCCAAAUCAAAAGUGCCCUAUUUGUUUAGCAGCAUGGACAAAUAUUGGAGAACAUAGAUUAUGUUCAUUACGCUGUGGUCACCUAUUUGGAUAUAAAUGUAUUAAACAAUGGUUGACAUCAAGUAAUCCAUCUGCAAAAAAAUGUCCUCAGUGUAAUUCAAGAGCAUCUGUUCGUCAUAUUUGUUUGAUUUAUGGUAAUAAAUUGAGUUGUGUUGAUGUCAGUCAGAUAGAAAAGAUGAAGAAACAAUUAGAUGAAAGCGAAGAAAAACUGUUAAAAAUAGCUAAAGCCUUGGCUAAACAAAAAAAAAAAACGAAAAAGUACAAGCAAAUGUAUAAAGCUAGGACUUUAGCUGUCAAUAUUCACUCACCAUUCUCUCAAUCAUAUUCAGAUUUGGAUUUUUCUGAUUAAUUCAAAUUUGUACUUUCAUACAGUAUUCAAAAGCUAAUUAGAAAUUUGAUCAAUAUUCAAUGUAAAAACAAAAUAUAAUCAGAUUUUAUGCCCAAGGUUGAUCAGUACUUAAAAAAACAGAUAAAUUAAAUAGUAAUAAAUAUAGGAAUACUUAACUGUACAAAUAAUAUAUGCAGUUUCAGUAUCAGUAUGCAGUCAAAAUAAAAAUUUUCUUGUAUUUACUAUUUCUCAAUCAACUAUUUUUCGUAAAAUGUAAGCUGUAUUCAAAUAAAAUGAAUAAACACUUAUUUUUUUAA